UUUAACUAGAGGGAGGUUAUUUCUGAAGGUUAUUAAAAUGAUAUAAAAUCGAGUGGUAAAUAUAAAUGAUAUCAAAUUGUAACUGAUUCAUCAUGAAGACGAUUUUGGUAUUGACUGUGUUGAUAGCCGUUGCUCUGGCUGGUCCGCGCUUGGACGAAAUUAGAGCGGCUGUGAAAGCUUGCGGCGCCGAAUACGAAGGACCAAACAAUUUGAGAACUUUAAUAAUGAAAGAAGACGCCGACAAAGUGAAAUUGGGCGAAAAAAUAUUUUGCAUCAACAAAAAAAUCGGCAUCCAAAAGGAAAACGGCGAUAUCGAUGAAGAGGUGUUCCUGAGAGACUCGCAGGCCAUCGAAGAUGAAAAUAAAAGGAAUAAAUUGAAGGAAUGCAUGAAAAGAAACGGUGCCACGCCAGAAGAAGCCGCUUUUAAUUAUUUGAAAUGUUGCGAAACAACUUUAGAAUCACUCAAACAUUGAAUGUUCAAUAAAAGAAAGCGAGAAUGAUAA
Molecule: messenger RNA, 503 nt
Organism: Diorhabda sublineata
Lineage: Eukaryota; Metazoa; Arthropoda; Insecta; Coleoptera; Chrysomelidae
Exons: 2
Coding region: 93-473 (126 amino acids)
Molecular function (GO): odorant binding
Source: RefSeq, a predicted model, not a curated record